AUGAACAAGAAGAAGAUAUUCAAACUAGCAAAAGGGUUCAGAGGAAGAGCAAAGAACUGUAUAAGGAUAGCAAGAGAAAGAGUUGAGAAGGCCUUGCAGUAUUCUUACAGAGAUCGCCGCAACAAGAAGAGGGACAUGCGUUCUCUUUGGAUCCAACGCAUCAAUGCUGGCACCCGCCAACAUGGUGUUAAUUAUGGUAACUUCAUGCAUGGGUUGAUGAAGGAGAAUAUUCAGCUAAACAGGAAAGUCUUAUCAGAGAUAUCCAUGCACGAACCAUAUAGUUUCAAGGCCUUGGUAGACAUUUCGCGUGAUGCCUUUCCUGGAAACAAAAACGUGGUGCAUCCUCCCAGGAAAGUGGACAUAUCUGCUCUUAACGUGUAG
Molecule: messenger RNA, 381 nt
Organism: Dovyalis caffra
Lineage: Eukaryota; Viridiplantae; Streptophyta; Magnoliopsida; Malpighiales; Salicaceae
Source: the annotation of a GenBank genome assembly